This is a messenger RNA of Cladophialophora immunda, 2464 nucleotides long. RefSeq lists its product as uncharacterized. The record is from RefSeq and is a predicted model, not a curated record. The transcript has 2 exons. Bases 571 to 2184 code for a protein of 537 amino acids. Lineage: Eukaryota; Fungi; Ascomycota; Eurotiomycetes; Chaetothyriales; Herpotrichiellaceae.
GCUGGUCAGUUGUUUUUCUAGGGCGCAGCCACGCCGCAGGUUGUUCUGACUUUGCCCUUCUGUCGUUCUACACCUUGAGUGAAGUUGCCCAUGUCCUUCGAUCCUCGAGACCGUAGCGCUGUUUUGUUUUGGAGCAGACGAAGGCUCGUUAUCCAAUAUGACGAAUCACUUGCACCGACAAUUGGCUGAGAAGCGAGAGAUCAAGGUGCUGAUCAGCCUAUGCCUAGGUAGCCAGUGAAGCGCAAGCUGCGGCAGCUGUUGACGAUCGCAUGGAAGCAUAUCCCGCAGUUGAGGUUCGGCGGCCUCCAUGACGUCGUGAGCAUCCCCGUUUUGCAGGUGACACCACCACAACUCAUAGUCGUUCAAAGCUUCAAGCUCAGCUCUUCUUUUUUUUUCCUUUCGUCGUUUGGUCCUAAUACCUCUCUUUUCUAGUAAUCCUCCUUCACGGAGAGACCUGAUGGAUAUGUGCUAAACAGCACUCGUACACAAUCUCCACGCCCUCUGGUCCCUACCUAGAGCCUUGCCGGUUUCGACCCUCCGUGUAGCUGGGACUCAUUCAGAUCGGUCACCAUGGUGUCUUUGUGGGGAAGUAGCAAGAAGGACAACGGCCACGCCCCUCAAGAGGAGGACGAAGACAGUGCCGCAGCCACCGCAUCCCAUCCUCAGUCCAGCGGACCUCCAGAAGAAGCCAAUGAAAGAACACGGCUACUGCCUCGCCGUGAUCGAGGCCCCGGAUUUCUCAGUCCUGAUGACCCUGCUGUCUCACCCUACAACCUGUUCUCGGUGAGAGCUCUGCGAUGGCUCGAAGUCUUCUUUUUGAUGAUCACAUGCCUGUGGUGGACCUUGCUCUUCAUAUCCAUCUUCGUCAGUCCUCCUCAUUUCAACUCGAGAGGCUCGGGCUUCUUUGACGUCGCCUGGACCACCCUCACCAUUGGCAACAUCCUGACCGCUCUUCUCUUCUUUGCUACUCCAUCCACGGCCAUGAGCGUUCUGAGCAUGGCAAUUUCAGUCAUCCUGUUGAUCGACAUGAUUAUUAUCCUCGCAGUACCUCGUAUCAGACUCGAAGAGGGCUGGAUUGGGAUUGCAUCGGUAAUAUGGGCAGCCUUGAUCGGCCUAUAUAAUGUCAUAACGAACAGGGCGGUUCAGUGGGGGAAGGCGGAAGAGGAAGUACGGCUUACUGGUCGCCAGGAGACACGCCGUUCUCUGAGAGAGUGGUGUGCUGUCCUGACAGCAACCAUUCUUAUGGUUAUCUACGUGAUCAUCGUUGUCUUGCUUACGGCUGUACUGGUAUUGCGCUCGAGGGACGCUACGUUGGCGGCUCCUGGCGAGCGGUAUUUGGUGGAUGGUGACAAAUAUGCCGUCCACUUCGCUUGCGUUGGCAACCAGACCUUUGAUGCAGACGGCAAGCCGAACCCCACUGUCCUGCUUGAGGGAGGCUAUAUGCCUGUGGAAGACAGCUUCGAGGGAUGGGCCUUCGACGCGUGGACGAAUGGUACGAUUGACCGAUACUGCUACUGGGAUCGACCUGGGAUUGCAUGGUCCGACAACGCGCCGUCUCCCCACUCCGCUGGCAUGUCCGCGGAUGCAAUCUCUGAGGCGCUGGCAAUUUCAGGUGAAGAAGGCCCGUGGAUCCUGGUGUCUGCGGGUAUCGGCAGCGUCUACAGCAGAGUCUUUUCUGCUAGACAUCCGCGUGACAUCAGGGGAAUGAUGUUCAUCGAUGGCCUCCACGAAGACCUUCUCUACAAGGUCGGCGCUCCUGGUCGUGGAUUCAUUCUGUGGGGGCGUGGGAUCAUAUCUCCGCUCGGUCUCGAUCGCUUAGCGGGAGCUUUGUUCAGGGGUCGAACCAAGGAAGACAGGGUCUUUGGCAAGUCCUCCUACCAGGGCGGCAAGUUUAUCAAGAACAAGCUGCAAGAAAACCUGGUAGCCGAUUCAUUGACCAAGAACGAGGUUGUCAGCGCCCGCAAUAUCCAAGAUCGCAGUGUUCCUCUUGUUGUGGUCACUUCAGGAGUCCAUUUGAAAAAGGACAAGGACUGGGAGCGGAAGCAAGAAGAUUUGACGAAGGUGACUGACAAGUUGGUCGCCUGGGAUGUUGUGAAAGGAGCACCGUCAGAAGAAGUCUGGAGGUCAGAUGAAGGACGAAAGGUCUUGGAAAAGCGGCUAGGGCAAUUGUACAAGGCUUCAUGAUGAGUACCGGCAAAUCUUCUGUUUGAUGUGCACGAAGUUAUGAGCUGGGAAUGUUGAUAUUCGGGGCAUUGAUGGCGUUUCUGGAAGUACAUAUGAGGUGGAGUUUGAAUUGCCAGCAUACGAUAACCAAUACUGUGGGCCAUGGAGUUAUGGUUCUGUGAUGUUGCUGUGGGUAUCUAGCGGUUCAUUUAUACAUGUCUUUUUACUGACUCUUCGACGGAUUGAAAGAGUGGUUUUGUAAUCAGUCAUAGUGAAGACAGCAAGAUCUUCUAGUGGGCCG